ACCUCCAUUAUAUCAUGGAAGAAGAAGCAGCUCAGCGACUGGAGCCCGAUCAUCAUCUCACACUUCCCUCUUCCCCGAAUCCUUUUAAAACUCUCCCCCAGGUUUCUACCCUCCCGAACCUCUCCCUUUCUACCCUCACAACCCCACCCCCUCCCCGACAACGCAUCCCAAAACACGGAUCAGAUCCAAUCUUUGUGACCAUACCCCAGGUUUUACCCAUCUGCAGCAGCUACUCUCCCAUCCAGUGGUAGUUAUGGACUCUGGCGUGAUUGAAGGAGGACUCAAUGUCACCCUGACCAUUAGAUUGCUCAUGCACGGCAAGGAGGUUGGAAGCAUCAUUGGCAAGAAAGGUGAAUCUGUGAAGAAGAUGAGAGAAGAGAGCGGAGCUCGCAUCAACAUCUCAGAGGGCAACUGUCCUGAGAGGAUCAUCACUUUGGCAGGCCCCACCACCGCCAUCUUCAAAGCAUUCUCCAUGAUCAUCGAAAAGCUGGAAGAGGACAUCAGCAGCUCCAUGACGAACAGUACGGCCACCAGCAACCCCCCUGUCACCCUCCGCAUCGUGGUGCCAGCCAGCCAGUGUGGGUCCCUCAUUGGCAAGGGAGGCUGCAAGAUCAAAGAAAUCAGAGAGUCGACAGGUGCUCAGGUACAGGUGGCAGGGGACAUGCUUCCUAACUCUACAGAACGGGCCAUCACCAUCGCAGGGACCCCCCAGUCCAUAAUUGAGUGUGUCAAGCAAAUCUGCGUGGUUAUGCUCGAGGUAGGUUCUCCCCCUAAGGGGGUCACCAUCCCAUACCGACCAAAACCUUCAGGAUCCCCUGUCAUCUUUGCUGGAGGACAGGCGUACGCCGUUCAAGGGCAACAUGCGAUACCCCAGCCAGAUUCUUCCUCUAUCUCUCCACAGCUCACCAAGUUACACCAGCUGGCCAUGCAGCAGAGCCCCUUCCCAAUGGCCCCAAGCAAUCAAGGAUUCCAAGAUUUAGGAGGGAUGGAUGCUUCUGCGCAGACUAGUUCCCAUGAGAUGACCAUUCCAAAUGAUUUGAUUGGCUGCAUCAUUGGUCGCCAGGGUGCUAAGAUCAAUGAGAUUCGCCAGAUGUCGGGUGCCCAGAUAAAGAUAGCUAACUCUGUGGAGGGCUCCGCAGACAGACAGGUCACCAUCACUGGUUCCUCCGCCUCCAUCAGCCUGGCAGAGUACCUCAUCAACGCCAGCGUAGAGUCCUCUAAAUUCUCCUCCUCGAACCCUGAACAGACUCACAGCACCAGCCUCCUCUGCCCUCCUCUCUCCACUACUACCACCUCUCCUGCCGCUACCUCCUCUACUGCUUCCUCCUCCUCUUCCUCCUCCUGUUUGGCGCCCCCCUCCGCCUCCAUCUCUCUGUCCUCGUUGGCUCCUCAAGGACCUUCUUCCUCUGACUCACCACUCCCACCCAACUCCCCUGCUGUCCCCUGUGUCUCCAGUCUGCUCAGUCUUAAGCCCCUCCCCCUCCUGGCCCUCCAUGUCGUUUCCACUGGCCCCACCUCCUCCAGUAACCCUGCCCACUCAGCCAAUCCCGAGCCAAAGCUUUCCUCCGAGCUGGGCUCCAAGUCUAAGAGGCGAAGGCUUUCUCCGUACUAAAGCCACGGCCGUAAUAGAAACUACAAGUACAGACGUGAAGUGUGUCCCAAAUGGCACUUCCUUCUACAGUGCACUACUUUUCACCGGGGCCCUCGUCAAAAGUGGGCUCUGGUCAAAAGUGGUGCACUUUAUAGGGAAUAAGGUGCCAUUUGGGAUGUUGCCAAGCUUAGCGCUGUCUGUACCUGGUCCUCACUGCUUUAAACCUGGCUGUGCCCUAUGCCACAUGCUUCUUAAACAAUUAAUCCAAAAAAAGUUAAACUCAGAUAUGGCUUCUCUCCUCCAUGUCCUUUGGUCCACUGUUUGGUGUAUGUCUCGCUCACCCUCUUGAAGGUCCCUGAUCGUUCUAUCUAAAGACUGCAUCAGCAUGGGCACGCUUGUCUCAGACUGACUUCAACGUUACUCAUUUUAAAAGCUUUUGGUUGGAUUCUCUCUCUUGCUGUAAGCUCAGGUAGCACCUCUCAUGCCAUGUUUCAUUUAUUUGAAUAUUAACUUUGUCCUGGAUGAUACAGUUGAAGUCGGAAGUUGACAAACACCUUAGCCAAAUACAUUUAAACGCAGUUUUUCACAAUUCCUGACAUUUAAUCAGAGUAAAAAUUUCCUGUCUUAGGUCAGUUAACAUCACCACUUUAUUUUAAGAAUGUGAAAUGUCAAAAUAAUAGCAGAGAAUGAUUUAUUACAGCUUUGAUUUCUUUCAUCACAUUCGCAGUGGGUCAGAAGUUUACAUACACUCAAUUAGUAUUUGGUUGCAUUGCCUUUAAAUUGUUUAACUUGGGUCAAAUGUUUCAGGUAGCCUUCCACAAACUUCCCACAAUAAGUUUGGUGAAUUUUGGCCCAUUCCUCCUGACAGAGCUUUUUCAGUUCUCCCCACAAAUUUGAUGGGAUUGAGGUCAGGGCUUUGUGAUGGCCACUCUUAUACCUUGAAUUUGUUGUUCUUAAGCCAUUUUGCCACAAUUUUGGAAGUAUGGAAGUAUUUAUUUGCGACCAAGCUUUAACUUCCUGACUGAUGUCUUGAGAUGUUGCUUCAAUAUAUCCACGGAAUUUUCCUUCCUCGUGAUGCCAUCUAUUUUGUGAAGUGCACCAGUCCCUCCUGCAGCAAAGCACCCCCACAACAUGAUGCUGCGUCCUCCAUGCUUCACGGUUGGGAUGGUGUUCUUCGGCUUGCAAUUCUCCUUUUUCCUCCAAACAUAGUCAUUAUGGCCAAACGGUUCUAUUUUUGUUUCAUCAGACCAGAGGACAUUUCUCCAAAAAGUGCGAUCUUUGUCCCCAUGUGCAGUUGCAAACCGUAGUCUGGCUUUUUUUGUGGCUGUUUUGGAGCAGUGGCUUCUUCCUUGCUGAGCGGCCUUUCAGGUUAUGUCUCUAUAGGGCUCAUUUUACUGUGGAUAUAGAUACUUUUGUACCUGUUUCCUUCAGCUUCUUCACAAGGUAUUUUGCUGUUCUGGGUUGUAUGCACUUUUCACAAUAAAGUACGUUAAUCUCUAGGAGACAAAACACAUCUCCUUCCUGAGCAGUAUGGCGGCUACAUGGUCCCAUGGUGUUUAUACUUGCAUACUAUUGUUUGUACAGAUGAGCGUGGUACCUUCAGGCAUUCGGAAAUUGUUCCCAAGGAUGAACCAGACUUGUGGAGGUCCACAAUUUGUUUCUGAGGUCUUGGCUGAUUUCUUGGGAUUUUCCCAUGAUGUCAAGCAAAGAGGCACUGAGUUUGAAGGUAGGCUUUGAAAUGCAUCCACAGGUACACCUCCAAUUGACUCAAAUGAUGUCAAUUAGCCUAUCAGAAUCUUCUAAAGCCAGGACAUAAUUUUCUGGAAUUUUCAAAGCUGUUUAAAGGCACAGUCAACUUAGUGUAUGUAAACUUCUGACCCACUGGAAUUGUGAUACAGUGAAAUAAUCUGUCUGUAAACAAUUGAUGGAAAAAUGACUUGUCAUGCACAAAGUAGGUGUCCUAACCGACUUGCCAAAGCUAUAGUUUGUUAACAAGAAAUUUGUGGAGUGGUUGAAAAACAAGUUUUAAUGACUCCUACCGAAGUGUAUGUAAACUUCCGACUUCAACUGUACGUGUGGUAGCUAGUUAUAUUUGUAAAGUGUUCAUUAUAGUGUUAAAAUCUUGUUUUGUUUAUGCAUCUAUCUGCCACAUGGGGUAAAGUUGGGCUUAAUCACUAUAAUAAUUUGCCCUCAGGUAUCAUAUAGACCUGCUAAUCAUGGGUUGUUGGACCUUUACAAUUUCCGGAAAUUGAUGUCCUCGUAAUGCCUAGAUUAGGACUCUUGAUUCGAGCCAUAACUGCUUCCUUUAUCCUUUCGCUGGCAAUCACUGAUGCACUACAAUGUAUUAGCACUGAUCAGAGGUCAGUGACCGCAAGGCGAAAUGGAAGGACAUGGAAUACACUCUUCGAAGAGGUUGAUGUCAAGGAAACCACAUCCUCUUAUCCAUUGGUAGUUAAUACACCUCUAGAGGCUUAUCUAUUGGGUAGACAUUUUAUGAGCUGAAAAAAGUGUUGUGGAGGUUUGUGGAAGGUUAAAUUGUGAAGAGGUGAGUUUGUCCUGUUUUUAUCGUUCUAAUUUGAAACGCACGGCUUAUUCUCUCCCCCUUCGAUCUCUCAAUGUGUCUCUCU
Molecule: messenger RNA, 4218 nt
Organism: Salvelinus fontinalis (brook trout)
Lineage: Eukaryota; Metazoa; Chordata; Actinopteri; Salmoniformes; Salmonidae
Product: poly(rC)-binding protein 2-like
Exons: 12
Coding region: 254-1612 (452 amino acids)
Biological process (GO): regulation of RNA metabolic process; regulation of gene expression
Cellular component (GO): cytoplasm; nucleoplasm; nucleus
Molecular function (GO): single-stranded DNA binding; mRNA binding
Source: RefSeq, a predicted model, not a curated record